AUGGAAAGUGAAAGGGAAAGUGGUAUGAAGAAAAAAAUCAAACUGAAAGUAGUGAAAUUUGUCAAAUCAUCGGAAAUCACCACAGUACCAGAAAAUUGGUUAAAAGAACAAGAUGAAGAUGCAGAAGAGAGUGAACAAAUUGUUAAAUGCUCGUGGCCAAACAAGAAAAGCAAGUAUGAAAUACAGGCGAUGAUAGAGAAAAGGUCAGCAAGCAAGAAUUCAUGGCCUACGUACUGUGUGGAAAUUCUUGGAACUGCCGACACAUUGCUAGAAGCUAAAGCCAAAGAAAAAAUAGCUUCUUCGGAUGAAAACUGCACUGAUAUUGACGCAAAGUACGAUCGUCUAAUGAAGGAAGCGCAAGAAAGGUUGACAUUGAAGUCCAAGAGGAAUCGAAAACGAAAGAAGCACGACGAUUACGUAUACGAUGCUGAAGUUGAUUCGUCCGAUUCUGAAUCAGACGAAUCAAGUGACCGUACCGGCGAAAAUGAUGGAUCAAACGUGCCUGAGGAGACGCCGCCCCGCGUGCCGCAAGACCAAAUCUUUAAACCUCAGGCAAGCUUUGCAACUAACAAUGAAUCGAUGGAGGAUGGCGACUCGAUGAAUGAAGAUGAUCUCUUGCACAAGAAGAAAGAUGAAUUUGAUAACAUACAGGACAACGCUGUUGGUGAUGGUACCAUUGCGCUUGAAGAGGAAAAUAUGGAUGAAAUUACCAAUGUUCUGGCUGAGACUCAAGAUUCACCCAAAGGACCACUUGAAACACUUGAAAAUGAAGAAGCUUUUCAUACAUCUCAAGCACCAUCGGGUCAACAAAAAUCUACAAGUAACGAGGAUUUAUCCAAAAGUGAAAGUACCACUGAAGGCAAACCUUGGAACAUUGUUCAAUUGUUGAAGUGGCGCGAUCUAACGGUGGUUCCAUCCAUCUGGGUAUCCAAAGAUAAAACGACUACCCGUUGGCCUCCCGAUGAAUCAAAAAAUCUUGUACGCAAUUACAUUGUUCAACGUGUAAAACCUUGUGACGACUGGAGAACCAUAAGUAUCAAGCAAUUCAUCGAUUCUGCAGAAACAUAUGCCUUGGCAUGCGAGUUUAUUGACAAGAAAGAAAAAGAUCUUGAAAAAGAUAAGAACUCACUAAGGAUUUCAAGUGAUAUUCACAUGGCCAACUCAACAGUAAAGGAGGACUUUUCGCCGAAAGAUUUUUUAAACAUAGACGAAAACGAUCUCAAUGCUAUGAAUUCAGACGAGAUGUUUAAGUGUACUUUGCGUAAGUUUUAUGUUCCAAUUUUAUAUAUAUUGAUUACUAUAGACGAGGUUUGGUGUCCAAGAGGUUUGUCGUAA
Phymastichus coffea is the source of this 1335-nucleotide messenger RNA. RefSeq lists its product as uncharacterized. NCBI's taxonomy places the organism in Eukaryota, Metazoa, Arthropoda, Insecta, Hymenoptera, Eulophidae. The transcript is spliced from 7 exons. Bases 1 to 1335 code for a protein of 444 amino acids. The record is from RefSeq and is a predicted model, not a curated record.